Pieris napi is the source of this 1906-nucleotide messenger RNA. RefSeq names its product probable proline--tRNA ligase, mitochondrial (gene ProRS-m). Gene Ontology annotation, molecular function: ATP binding; proline-tRNA ligase activity. The transcript is spliced from 9 exons. Gene Ontology annotation, cellular component: mitochondrion; cytoplasm. The coding region runs from base 116 to 1417 and encodes 433 amino acids. Gene Ontology annotation, biological process: prolyl-tRNA aminoacylation. The record is from RefSeq and is a predicted model, not a curated record. Lineage: Eukaryota; Metazoa; Arthropoda; Insecta; Lepidoptera; Pieridae.
UUGACUAGACAUAACCUAUGUGUAAACAGCCGGGCGAAAUAAAAUGUUUAAUGUUUAUUUAUGUAUACAAUUAAGUAAGACUUAAUAGAGCAUAGUACUAAAUAAUAAUAAAAACAUGAGAUAUCUAUCACAAAUAUUUCAACCAGUGAUUACUAUACCAAAGGGUGCAAAAAUAAAAAAUACAGAAAUCACUUGUAAAAGCCAAAAACUUCUUCUAGAAUGUGGUCUUAUCCGUCCAACUACCUCUGGCUUCUUCACAAUUUUGCCACUAGCCAGACGAGCCCUAGAUAAGCUUGAACUAUUAGUAAAUUCCUGCCUAGAAAGAGUGCAGGCACAAAGAAUAUCAUUACCAUGCCUAACCUCUGCAAAUCUGUGGGAGAAAACAGGAAGACUAGACAGUGUUGGAUCAGAACUCUUUGCAAUCAAAGAUAGGCAUGAUAAAAAGUAUUUGUUGGCACCUACUCAUGAAGAAGCUAUUGCAGAUCUUAUGUCAGAUGUUGGGCCUCUCUCACAUAAACAGUUACCGCUUCUUUUGUAUCAGAUAACAAACAAAUAUAGGGAUGAGCUACGACCAAAGCAUGGUUUACUCAGAGCAAGAGAGUUUAGUAUGAUGGAUUUGUAUGGAUUUCAUAGUAAUAUACAAUGUGCACAUAACACAUAUAGUCAAGUUACUGAGGUAUACAGACGGCUGUUUGAUAUAUUGGGUCUACCCGUUCAUAGAUUGGUAGCACCGACCGGUGAAAUGGGGGGAUCGUUAUCCCACGAAUGGCAACUCCCAGCACUCGCGGGUGAGGACUCGAUACACAUAUGCCCGUCCUGCUCGCACGUACAGCGGAACGGAGAGUGCGAGAAGUGUGAGAGCGAGACGAAUGUAGUUCAGACAGUUGAGGUCGGUCACACAUUCAUUCUCGGUACAAAAUACAGUCAACCCUUGCAAGCUAAAUGUAUUCACCCGGACUCGAACUCUUCACCUUUGAUUAUGUCCUGCUAUGGAAUUGGUAUAACAAGAUUACUAGCUGCUAGUUUAGAAGCAUUGUCGACCGAGAGUCAGAUAAGAUGGCCAAAGAGUAUAGCGCCCUUCGCCGCGAUUGUUAUUGGGCCUAAGGAGGGUUCAAAAGAGUGGUCAAAGCACGGCUUAAAUCAUAUAGAGGGUGUAGCAAGAAAAUUGGACGGAAUUUUAGGAGGUGACGUGCUUUUGGAUGAUAGACAUACAUUGACCAUUGGAAAACGGCUCUUAAUGGCGGACAGAAUAGGCUACCCUCAUAUAAUAGUGUGUGGACGAAAUUCAAUCGAAACACCGCCGAGAUACGAACUUUACACCAACGGUCGACGGGAACCAAUAUUGGGUGACAUCAACGAACUAAUGGAUAUAAUAAAUGGCGUUUCUGACACUCGACGUGACAGAUCUCGGUCUUAGUAAUGACGUUACGUCAAUAUGACUUUGACAAUAUGAUGUCUUUGAUGGUUGAUGUCUCAUUGAAUAGGCUGUUUGACACGAUUUCACCAUCAAAUCAAAAACCAAUUCAAAUACUUUACAUUUUUUUUUUCACUCUAAACAGAAUCUUUAUUUCUGUAACUUUUUUUACCCAAACACUUUAACUUUACUUUUCAUACUGUCAAUACCCUUUUUUACAGUGCCACAUACAACUAUCUACCAACAUCAUUAGAUGUUUAUCAUUAGAUGUGAUUUUUAUUCCUUGCAUUAUUAAUUACAAUGGCAAAGUUAUAAUUAUCGAACGGUUCUGAUUGCUAGAUAUCUUAAAAGAUAUUAUAUUAAUAGUACAGGUAACAAAACCUAUCAUAUCAGUUUCUCCUAAGAUUGCCGCAUUUAUUUAAGCCUAGAACUGUAUUUGCUAGUAUUCAUUGUUUUAUUUUUUAUUUACAUUUCAAUAAAUUAUUAAGUUAG